Messenger RNA from Coregonus clupeaformis (lake whitefish), 2103 nucleotides. Its product is annotated as platelet-derived growth factor C-like. Lineage: Eukaryota; Metazoa; Chordata; Actinopteri; Salmoniformes; Salmonidae. Gene Ontology annotation, molecular function: growth factor activity; platelet-derived growth factor receptor binding. Gene Ontology annotation, cellular component: membrane. The record is from RefSeq and is a predicted model, not a curated record. Gene Ontology annotation, biological process: positive regulation of cell migration; positive regulation of cell population proliferation; positive regulation of phosphatidylinositol 3-kinase/protein kinase B signal transduction. The transcript is spliced from 6 exons. The coding region runs from base 670 to 1647 and encodes 325 amino acids.
UCAGUUUUAGCGACAGUUAAUAACUCCAGUCUCCAGCAACCUCACCAAGACCUCACCAAACAACUGGAGUUAUGUGUGCUAUGCAAUAUCAUCCACUUUACACACUGCAUCAAAUUGCGCUGCACUCUCGUGGUAUCUGCGAUGAAUGUGAAGUUUAAUGUAAUGCUUGCUAGUCUUUGUACUGGAAUUGCAGACGGCAGAGAUUUUGGAAACUGAACGUCGCGCGCAGGCUACAGUAUCGAACUUCUUGUGCAAAAAAGUUGUACAUUUCAGCAUUGACGAAAUAUUUCACUCAAUAUAUAACUAAUUUGUUCCCUUUGAUGGAACUUCAAGCUGGAUAUGUAAAUUAGUUCAAGCGCAGCAGCAAUUUUCUAACUUCCAAGCCAACUUUCCAUAAAGCCAACAGGUGCGCAUCCGAACCAACAAGGCGCGCGAGACCGCCAUUGGUUUCAACGUUUUCCUAUUGUGGAUAUUACAGGAUUUUUAUGACGUACAUUUUUUCCCCCAAAGGACUCAGGUUUUGAAUGAGAUUAUGUGGAUUUUACUCUGCGUUUAUCCGCUACAAAUGUCUCCAAAACAGCAUUGGUGUCCUCCAAAUAACUGUUGUGCAUGGUGAUACAAAACGUCCGGUGAACAGUGCAUUGUAAUCGCCUUCUGCCACUAAUCCAAAUGAUCCUUCCAUUAUUAAUCCUGCUUGUAUCGCUUCUCCAACAACAUGGCUCAGAAGCUGAAUCAAGUCACAUCAGCAAAUUCCAACAACCAAGUUUAAAGGAACAAAACGGAGUACAAGGUUCCCAGCAUGAGAAGAUAAUCACCGUCACAGGAGAGGGAGUGAUCCAUAGUCCGGACUUCCCACUCACCUACCCCAGGAGUACCGUGUUGGUCUGGAGACUAGUGGCCUCCAAUGACAACAUGAGAAUCCAGUUAACCUUCGACGAGAGGUUUGGCCUGGAAGACCCAGAGGAUGGAAUAUGCAAGUAUGAUUUUGUGGAGAUCGAGGAGCCAUCUGAGAACACCAUCUUGGGCCGCUGGUGCGGGUCCCAGGUACCUGACAGCCACAUGUCCAAAGGCGGUCAGAUCCGGGUGCGAUUCAUAUCUGAUGAGUACUUCCCCUCCGAGCCCGGCUUCAGCAUUCGCUACUCCCUGCUCCCCAUGAGCGCAGAUGCAUUGUCUGAGGCUGUGGCUAGCCUCAGCACCGUGGAGGAGGUCAUGAAGUACCUGGAACCUGAGAGAUGGCUGCUUGACAUGGAAGACCUAUACAAGCCCACGUGGCACAUCCUGGGAAAGUCAUUCCUCCACAACAAGAAAUCCAGAGGAGUGGAUCUCAACCUGUUGAGAGAAGAGGUGAGACUGUACAGCUGCACGCCGCGCAACUUCUCUGUCUCCCUGCGCGAGGAGCUCAAGAGGACGGACGCCAUCUUCUGGCCUAGCUGCCUCCUGGUGAAGCGCUGCGGGGGCAACUGUGCCUGCUGCGCGCAUCGCUGCUUUGACUGCCAGUGUGUGCCUACCCGGGUCAUCAAGAAGUACCAUGAGGUUCUCCUGCUGAAGCACCGAAGCGGGGGCCGAGGCCUGCAGAAGUCCAUGAGCGAUGUGCCCUUGGAACACCACGAGGAGUGUGCCUGUGUUUGCAAAGACGACUGGGACUGAUCUCAAACCUGUGUACCGGUGCCACUGGCAUCCCAGGAGACACUUGAAACUGCACGCGUCUUCCAGCGUCUCCCAGGCAAACCAUCUCCAUUGAGAGUGAGGAGCGAAUGAGAUUGCUUUGCUUAUCCUGUUCUCCUCUUGCAAAUUGGACGAGAGUAAAAACUGACUGGAACUACUUCAUUUGUGGAUGGAUCUGGCCGCUGUGGAGGACCUGUAGCUGACUUUGAGUGCAUUGAAUAGACAGGAAAUGGAUAGACUGCACUUGAAUGAUGGACCUAUCUUAUUAAUUCUUCACUCUCUGAAGGUUCUCUCUCCCUUUGCUUCUCAGAGAUCGGAAUUGGUGUUAAGGGACAUCAUUGUCUGUUUAGCGUAAUUUUUUUGUGCCUUUUUUUGUGCCAAAACCUUUAAGGGGUCUUGUUGAAAUGCGACACAUGGGGCCUCCCGAGUGGCGCAGUG